Molecule: messenger RNA, 2546 nt
Organism: Panonychus citri (citrus red mite)
Lineage: Eukaryota; Metazoa; Arthropoda; Arachnida; Trombidiformes; Tetranychidae
Gene: RhoGAP68F
Product: rho GTPase-activating protein 8-like
Exons: 5
Coding region: 868-2373 (501 amino acids)
Biological process (GO): negative regulation of endocytic recycling; small GTPase-mediated signal transduction
Cellular component (GO): cytoplasm
Molecular function (GO): GTPase activator activity
Source: RefSeq, a predicted model, not a curated record
AUUUACCAUCAAAUUUGAUUAACCAAACCAAAAGAUGUCACCAUUUACCUUUAAUCAAUUUUUCAUUCAACUCUUUUCCACAAGUGAUUAGCUAAUUGUGGCCCAUUAACUUUGUCUCUACCCCCAAUUGGUUAAAUGUUUUGUUUUGUCUCUCAAAUAAUCAAAAUUAUCUCACUGGGAUAUCUCUCAACAAUCAACAAGAAUCAAUUUGAAAUAACCAUUACAAACAAUUACAUGCAAGUUGAAUUGCAACAAUUAACUAGAUAACAUUAAUUGUGACAACUCGCAACUUGGAACAAUUAAAUCAAUCGUAGAGUUAAUUGUUCGCCACCAUUUAAAUUUCGCUCUUACGAUCAAAAGUGUUUCCAAAAAUGAAAAUUUCGGUUGCGUAUUUGUUGUUGUUUACAUUUGGAUCUGUGACUCAGAUGUUUGGGAAGCUUCAUCUUCAUCAUCAUCUUUUAUCAUCUUGGUUAACGCCUCGAGUUUUCUGCUUCUUCAGGUCAUGAAGCUUAAAGAGAAGAAAAAUCUAAAUUGUUAUUCUCUUCUAAUCUUCUAAAUUUCAUUCUCCAUGUGAAUCAAUCUAAUCAAGAAAAUGAUCUGUGUUAUUUUCUCUUCAUCACAAUCAACAUCAUUCUGUUGAUAUUUUCUAUUCUCUUUCUUCACUAGUCUUUUCUUUCUUUCUCUUUCUCUCUCUGUCUAAAUUCUAACAAAUACAAAAGGCCUUCAGUGAUUUACUGUUAUUUUCUAUCAUCAAACGUAUAUUCUCUGUCUAUUGUUAAUCAUCAUCUAUAUAACUCAUCAUUUUCCCCUCAUCAUCCAACAUCAAAAUCUUUCCGAUAUUAUUGUUAAUCCAAACCGUUAAUUCUUAUGCCGGUUUCUGUGAUGGAUAAAAAACCCACCGAGGAUAAAGAAGUUCUUAAAAAUUGUGAAGAAGAAGAUGAAGAGGCCGAACAUUGUGACCAUGAGCCUGGUCUUGAAUUUGAUGAUUCAGAUCUUUUACACACCAAACCUCAAGAUUUAAAUGAAAUUGCUGAUACUCUGGAAAAUGACACAGUUGAUUAUCAAUUCAUGAUGCUGGAUGGAAAAUCAAAUCCAAUUCUUUACCUUGAAUCACCGGAUGAACUAAUGGAAGACAAUUUUGAAGAGGCUUUUAGAGAUGCUUUACUUUCCGAUGAUAUUUCCGAUCUUGACAAAGAAAUUGGACCUGGUGAAGAUUUCAGUGAUAUCGCCAAACAUGGGAUCGUUGAAGUGGUUGGCGAUGAUGUUUAUGGCCGAAAGGUGAUAACCAUUUACGCCUGUCGAUUACCAUCAAAUAAAAGUCUGGAUUUUAAUCACUUGUUAAAAUAUCUGAUGUACACAUUAGAUCAAUACGUUGAAAAUGAUUAUACUCUUGUUUAUUUCCAUUAUGGUUUAAAUAGCACCAACAAGCCGCCAUUAUCUUGGCUUUGGCAAGCCUACAAAGCCGUAGAUAGGAAAUAUAAGAAAAAUCUAAAAUCUCUUAAUCUAGUUCAUCCCACAAAUUUUAUUCGUAUCGUUUGGAAAAUAUUUAAACCAGCAAUUAGUGUUAAAUUUGGACAAAAAGUUAGAUAUGUCAAUUACCUUGAAGAACUUGAACCUCAUCUUCAUCUCGAACAACUUCUUAUACCUAAAGAAGUGAAAGAACAUGAUAAAAGAUUAGUCGAAGCGGCGAAGAAAAAAUCUUGGUUUAAUGGACCUUCAUCAAGAUCAUUCCAGAAUUUAACUUCAUCAACUCUUUUGGAAAGUCAACAAUUUAGAGUCUCAUUAAAGUACAUCAAAGAGCAUAAUAAUGGUGACAUAAUUCCCCGAGUGGUUCAUAGUUGUAUAUCUUAUCUUAAUAAUGAGACCGCUCUACAAACGGAAGGUAUUUUUCGUCGAUCUCCAAACGUAAAACUGGUCAGUGAUGUUCAGACAUUAUUCAAUCAGGGAAAAGAAGUUAAUUUCGACGAUUAUGGUGAAUCAAGUGUUCACGUUGCUGCUGUUAUACUCAAAUCAUUUCUCCGAGAAUUGGAAGAACCUUUGCUCACAUUUGAUCUUUACGACGAUAUCAUCGAUUUCCAGCAAAUAUCCUCAGGCGGUCAUUUACAAAUUGAGAAAUUGGCUGUUGCUAAAUCGCUCAUAUUACAACGACUUCCUGAAGACAAUUACAAGCUUCUCAAAUUUUUGGUUGAAUUUCUGGUCAAAGUGAUGGACCGAAGUAAUUUGAAUAAAAUGACCGCUUCAAAUUUGGCAAUCGUUUUUGGACCUAAUCUACUUUGGUCGAUUAACAAACAAGCUUCAUUAACAUCGAUCACCAAUAUUAAUCAUUUCACUGAAUUUCUACUGAAACAUCAUGAUGUGAUUUUUGUUAGAUAAGAAAACAAAUUGAUCGCCAUUGAUUAAUUUAAAUCAACCAAGUUGACAGAAGAAACUGACAAAUGAAACAAAAACGUACAGAAUUAAAUUCAAUCAAUUGCGAUUAUUUUUGCUUUGUAAUAAUUCACAAUUUAAUCCAUUUGAUUUAGAUUAUAAUACAUAUUGUUUUUUUU